ACGCGCCGAAGAUCCUCCGGGUUUCACAAUGGAAGUGGACGUACAUAGACGCGAAUGGCGGCUCGCAUAGCAGUUCCCGUCGUCGGGCAGCAGUCGCUUCUGAUACACCAGGUCCGCCGAGGCACGGGUCAGUGACACCGACCCCCACGUGGACUCUUUAGGGAGGACAGACCGCAAAGUUCCGGCAGAGUUUAGCCACUGAACGGUGUCGGCGCUGCAGUCUUCCCGUCCCCCCCACCUCCUCCUCCUCCUCCUGCGUUGUCCUCUGCGGGUUUUCAGGUCUUUGUCGCGAAGCGCAAGGAAGCAGCACCGUCCGGACUGCCAUCAAUGACAGGGAAAAUGUCAGAGGUCAAGAUAGCGCAGCGCAAGGAGAAGUGUGAAAACUGCACCAAACAGUGCAACAAGAAGCAGGGGGACGAUGGCGCCGGCCCGGACCCAGAGAGCCAGGAGGUCAACGGGCAGGUAAAUAAAGGACCCCAGUUGCUGCUGAGCGCCUGUCUCUCCUGUGACGGCUGCCUCUCUGAGGAGGACACCCUGAGGAUCUCUCAGCAGAACCUGGAGGAGGUGGAGCGCGUCCUGGCCCUCAAUAAGAAAUGCGACACGUCCAAGCACAGGGUGGUGGUGGCGUCGGUGUGUCCACAGUCGCUGCCCUUCUUCGCCGUCCAGUUUGGUUUGGACGUCACCGAAGCAGCACAAAAACUCUGCAGCUUCCUCAAGAGUGUCGGGGUAACAUUUGUGUUUGACACCACCGUGGCAGCAGGCUUCAGCAUCUUAGAGACCCAGAAGGAGUUUAUUCAGAGGUAUCGCAGGAGGCACCAUGACUCUCACGCCUUGCCCAUGUUCACCUCCUCCUGCCCAGGUUGGAUCCGCUAUGCAGAACGCGUCCUGGGCAGCCUGGUCACCCCUCACAUCUGUACGGCCCGGUCUCCCCAGCAGAUCAUGGGCUGUCUGGUGAAAGAUUAUUUCUCUAAACAGCAGAAGCUGAGUCCGGAGAAGGUUUACCACAUGGUGGUGGCUCCCUGCUUUGACAAGAAGCUGGAGGCCGUCCGAGAGGAGUUUUACAACAGUCUGAUGGAGACCAGAGAUGUGGACUGUGUCCUCACCUCAAAGGAGAUCUAUCACCUGAUGGAGAAGAGGAGAACAUCCGUGGAGGAGCUGGACUCUGUUCCGCUGGAUCAAGUGCUGGGAGAAGGCGGCGAGGAGGCGCUGAUGAGGCACGACGGUAGAGGCUCUGAAGGAUUCCUGGAACAUGUUUUCAAACACACAGCUAAAGAGCUAUUCGGUCUGGAUGUGCAGGAAAUCACUUACAAAACCCUCAGGAACCGUGACUUCCAGGAAGUGACGCUGGAGCGGGACGGGGAGACGCUGCUGCAGUUUGCUGCCAUCUACGGUUUCAGGAACAUCCAGACCUUGGUGCACCGGAUGAGGAAGGGCCGUGUCCCUUACCAGCUGGUGGAGGUGCUGUCCUGCCCUGGAGGGUGCCUGAGUGGCCGAGGUCAGGCAGAGAGCGAGGGGGCGGGGCGCAUUGAUAAAGCCCUGGUCCAGCAGAUGGAGGAAGUCUACAGUAGUCUGCCUGUCCGCCUACCAGAACUGAACCCCAUCCUGAACACUCUGUAUCAGGACUGGCUGCAGGGCCAGGACUCUCCACAGGCCAGCAGGCUGCUGCACACAGAGUUCAGAGGUCAGAGCCAGAGCCACACGCAGCCUCCACACAUGGAGUGGUGAGAGCGGGCCUGGUUCCACUCCCACGAACCCGUUUGCAACCAGCGAGCUGUGGAUCACGCAGCAAAAAGGACCCAGAGGUCUCUACAGGUCAUUCGUCCAUUUAACCACAGGGGGGCGCUGUCUGCCUCUGUAUUAAACCUUAAGCUAAGAAGAUGUGAGGGGUCCAGAGUCCACAGCAACACACACACACUUUCCAUUCCUGCUCACCGAAGCAGCAACAUCAGCAUGUCGGGAUCAAAGCUAACAGAUAAACUCCAUCAUGUGCUAACCGUUCUGGAACAUGCAAAGUCCAGAGCUGAGUGGGAAUUUCAUCACUAUGCAGGGCUGUAGGAUGACAUGAGGAACUCCCAAACACGUGGAACCAAAGGGGACGUUUUAAUGUAAUCCAAAUCCGUCUGUCCAGCGUGGGAUCUGCUGUUUUUUGUUUUGUGUUUCAGCUGUUUGCUCUGUUCCUGUCAUGACGACAGACGUGAACUGUGUCCGACACAAAGCUAACUAUGCAACAGCAUCUUAUCUCUGCCGACACAGAGGGGUUAGGCUAUGAAACGUAGGUAUUUUAAGUGGUACUCAUGUUUUUAUCCACGUCAUCUGUUUCUGUCAAUUCCAAAAGCAAGCUUUUUUUUUAUUAAGUUAUAUAUUUGUGUUCAUGUUCAAAGAUCAAACAUACCUGUGAAAGAUAAAGAACUACAAUAUUCUCCA
Molecule: messenger RNA, 2424 nt
Organism: Fundulus heteroclitus (mummichog)
Lineage: Eukaryota; Metazoa; Chordata; Actinopteri; Cyprinodontiformes; Fundulidae
Gene: narf
Product: nuclear prelamin A recognition factor
Exons: 12
Coding region: 328-1725 (465 amino acids)
Cellular component (GO): lamin filament
Molecular function (GO): lamin binding
Source: RefSeq, a predicted model, not a curated record